GAGUGGGGGGGUGGGGGGAAGAGAGACUGUAGAAGCGGUGGAGGCCGGAGCGCCCUCGGGCCUCAGCUCCAGAAGAUCUCCUAGAGUUGGCGGCCGCGGGGACAGCAGUGACCGAGGCAGCCGAGGCUAAGGUGGCGGGAUGAGCACGGGCCGCGGAGCAGGCCACAGGGGUAAACCAUUGCUGUAAAAGACUUGACUCCAUAAUCUCCGUCUGCCCUAAUGCUGUCAUCUGGAGUAGAGACUCAGCCAGUUCCACUUGAUUCCCUCAUGCCUGCUGUCGUACAUGAAUUAUACUCUGAACUCUCAGUAAGUGUCUCCAAAGAGCUUCAUGCUGAGAAGGAGCCCAGUAUGAUUCCAGAUGUAAAAUCUGGAGCCUCAAGCUCUCGUGUAAAUCAGAGUAGGGCGUCACCCCUGGAGCUGCCGAGGACUCGUGCAGAAGGCUGUCGUGAAGAAACCUUUGAGGCCUUGGAUUAUGGGAGCAAACCUGGGUGGUGCGGACUAGUGGACCCUACAGCAAGAGGGCCUGUGGCUUUUGAGAUCUUGGAUAGAGAAGAGAGAACCAAAAGCAUGGAUCCAAAGGCCUUCAGAGAUGAAGGAGACCGGGCCGAAGUUUUCAGAGACCCCUGUGAGGCAGCAAAGGAGGAUCCGUGCCAGCAUUGCACAUCUUCUAAAGAAAAGAUCUGCCCCAGUCAGGAUGUCCUUCUGACACAAUCCAGCAAAGAACCUGUAUGUGCAGACCUCUCUGGAGAUCUGCUGAAGAACAAAGGAAAUGUACACAAUACAACUGGAACUCUGCCAGAGCCCAUUGAAGAUAUAAAAGGGAAUUGUGCCAUUUCCACAAUGAGCAAAGUGAAGGAAGAGUUGUGUGACUUAAACCUUAUCAGUGAAGCAGAAGAUGGCCACCAACAGAUUCUCAGCCACUAUAAGGAAAAGCCCAGUUCUGCACAUGAUCAUUCCACCAUUACAGGAAGCAAAGUCUCUAUAAAACCCUCAGAAGAAAAUUCUAAAAUGUUAUAUCUCACAUCAUAUUUGUCUGGCCCAAAAUCCAUAGAAAAAUGUCAUUUUGAAGACAAUGGUUUAGUAAAGGAAUCUGAUGAAAAACUACACAAGGUUGAACAAAGCAAGAACUUCACUUGUGGAGAAGAAAGUAAAGAACAGUACUGGAGGCCCAGGAGUGAAAAAGGAGGCCUCUUUCUCUUCCAUGUCAGACAAGAACAGGAUGGUUCUGGUGAAAAACAGGCUGUGGAGUCCAGUAACCAUAGCAACUGUAGCACUCAGGCUACUUCCUGUAUAGAGAACUGUAAUUCUAUGCCUAAUUCUUUUACUGAAGCCACAGAAAUAAUGUUUAAAGAAAAUGAUCUGAAAACUACUUUAAACAUUCAAGGUAGUUUGGUAAGCUCCAAGGACCAUAGAAAAACUGUCACUGAUGUGAACCAUCCUGAGAUACACUCUGAGGAAAGCAGUUUUUCCUUGUUGAUGCAUAUUGAAGAGCCAGAGCAAACAACAGUAAAGUCCAGUGCAGUAAAUGAAAAGAUUUACAGUAUAGACUCUAAGUCUGUAGUCAGCAUCCAGGGAAGUCUGGAUGAUUCUCUGCCAAAUAAAGUAUCAUGCAGUGAUUUUCUGUCUGGAAAAAAAUCCCUUCAGAAUAUGAUGCCUGCAAAUCCAGUAAGUUCUGAACACAAUGACAUAUCAAAACCUAAGAAGGGUACUGCAAAAUUACCACCAUGUCCAGAGUUUGAUUGUGGAUCUGCUUCAGAAAAGCAUGUACAGGCCUCACAUGACAACAUUUCACAUUUAGACGAGCCCAUCACUGCCUGUGAGAAGAGUGAACUUUCUUGUAACAGUGAACUGGUUGUACACAAAAUAGAACAUGAAUGUGUUUUAAAUCAACAAGUGUCCCUUAAUUCUCAAGAGCAUGUAACAUUACCAACUGACUCUCUACUAAAUCUAAACAGAGAGAUGCCUUCAGCAACAUGCAGAGAUGCUCAGCCAAGCCAUCAUUCUAUAAAGAAUGGAACAGAUGUUACCACAAAUACUCAAACCAUUCCUGCUGAGACAAAAUUGGAAGCCAUGUCCCCACAAGGUGAUAAAACCUGUGGUGCCUCUUCAUACAUACACACCUUAAAUAUCAAAAUCAGAAGCCCAGAAGGGCAAAAAGAAAUGGCUGAUUCGAGUAUUAAAGAUCUACAUUCCAUGGUCCUCUCAAGUGAGAAAGAGGCAGCUGGCUAUUCCUUUGACACAGAAUGUCAAAAUGUUCAGUCUCAGGAUGUUUCCGGCUGUCGCUGCAUAAGGAUAAAUACAUCUGAAAAGAAUGUGUGCUCUGCUUGUGCUGCCCUUGGACCCAGAAAAGAUAUCCUGAAAGUCAGCAACUAUAAAAUAAACUGUGGGAAUGCAUGUCAGUCUAGCAGUCAUUGCUUCCAAAGACCAAAAGACUUUGUGGAAAGUAGCACCUUCUUGGAGAGUGAACUUGCUGGGAGGGAGACUCCAAGCAGCAUUCUAGGAGGUAAGGUUAGAAAUGAAAUGACGUUGGAUAGUGGAGCUUUAACCACAACCACUCACAAUAGCAGUAAUGUGGAAACCAGUGAGGAAGGACUGGGUGGAAAGAAACGGGAUAAACACAGAGACACAGCAGUUUAUACGCACAGUACCUCUGCUUGUGAUACACAAGAACUAAACCAGUCUACAAACAUUCCAAGUCCUGACACAUUAGUGGACCAGUCCUUGACUGUUAUUUCAUCUCAUUUUAAAACCAUGUACCAAGCAGCUGGAACUCUUGACCAGAAAGCAGAUGAAGUUUCUGACUGUCAGGGUAACAAAAAUAGUCCAGACAAAUGCAGAAGUGAAGGUAAACCUUGGGAAGGACUCAACGGUGACCAUCGAGAGACUAUCCCUGAAGGAAGCUGCAAGGAAAAGGAUUUGAUAGUCAGUUCAGGCAGUAAAAACCCUGCGUUUUGUGGUAGUUUAGACAAAAAAGAUCCCAAAGGAGCCUUUGAAAGUAGCCCUGGUACCGAAGAGUUGACACACAGUGUGCUAGAUGUGGUGGUGUGUCCAGACUGCACAGGUGAGCCUACAGAGGGUGUUGUGGGUGUGGAAGCAUCUAGUCUAGUUGGUCAUUCUACAGGGCGAAAUAAACUGGCAUACCGUGAGACCUUAAGGAGUACCUCAUCUCUUCAAGGAAAAUUGAAUGUUGUAUUUAUAGGUACAACUGACCAAGACUCAAAACUCUCAAAUGCUGCUGCUUCUAUAGUAGACUCUCCUGAAAUACUAAAGUCACAUGAAGAAAACGUGUGCAGGUCUCUAAAAGACUGUGAAAUGGAAGAGUGUCUAGACUCUGCCAUUUAUCAUGAAGUAGAAUCUGUUGCCGAUCAUGAGCCAAAUGUAAGAGCACUAGAUAGAGGAGGUGUGUCUUUAAAUCAUAUUCAUUGUGAGCAUCGAGGUAAAGGAGGAUCUGUGACAGAAGGACUGAGACUAGGAGCCAAUUCUGAGUUUGGUGAGAAAACCUUUGGAUUAGCCUCAAAAGGCCCGAUGUCUUCUAGAUGCCAAGACUCUGAUGACAGGUCUCGUCCGUCUUCUCAAGAACAUUUACCAGCUGGUGUUCGUGGUAAAACACCUAAAUUGAAACAUCUCUUUAAGCCCAAAGAUGGUAAAAUGCUUCAUGAAAAUGUCAAAGACUGCACAGUCCAGUCUGACGUGAAGGAAGGAUUACCAGCUGAUGUAAGUAACGCUAGUGAAGGAGAUGGCACGUACAUCAGUGUGGACAGAAAUGUUUGCAGAGCUUGUCAUUCUCGUGAGAAUUCUACAGAUAAAUAUUUGCCUUUGAUAAUGGAAACAGCAAUGAAAAUGAGUAAAGAAGAAACUGAAGAAUGUCAGAAGGGGCCUCUGGGUCACCUACCUGUUGGGGAAGAGUCCGAGGAGACCUUUACCAGAGAAGGUCAUAAUAUUAAUUUUCCUAAGAGUUCUCAGACCCACUUGAAAUGCCAGAGAGUGCAAGAUAUUGCUGAAAACCCACAAAACCAGAGAGUUGUGGACUAUACCUUGCCAAAGGAAAAACAUGUAUAUCAAAAGGACAUGCAUGCACUGUUAGAACAACACAUGUCAUUGAACAUGUUGUCAGAUGAGAAGCAGAAUAAGAAGCAACCUGUGGCUGACCAAGAUGAGUCCAUCAUAAUGGAAGAAGUUACCCUAAGAAGGCCAACCAAGAAGAAAAUGGCUAGACAGCUUCAGAGGUUGGAAGACCCAAAACAGGAAAACUUAUGUCAUCUGUUAAAGAAAGACAUUGAAUUAUGCUCAGGUCCUCGGCUUCCUGGUACCUCCUGGAAAGAACAUGAUCCCAGCUCUGCUGGAGGUGAUCAAAUACACGGUGCCUUUGUGACGCUGUCAUAUCAGCAAAGAUUGCUUCCUGUAAAGAAGCAGCCUCAUCGAACAUGUAAGAGAAGUUCCUGCCUGGAGCCAGUCACUGUGCGGAGGAAAAUAAGUAAAGUGGGAAAUUCUGAUUGUGGGAAGAGUUCCUCUAACCCCAACCCCACAAAAGCACACAGACUUCUUAGCCCUUGUGCUGUGCCUGCCGCACCACUGGAACCUGAAGCAGUACCUAGCAAGAGCUUGCGUAGCCACAUACCAAAGCUGAAGGCUACUCUGUGCCAUCCCUUGAGCCUGAGUUAUAGGAAGCCUACCAAAGAAUCAGCCUUACUAAACAAGCUGUCUAUCCUUGCCUCCAAACUGGUUCUGGCCACAAAGCCCCAGAAACUCAGAUACCGGCGGUAUUCCUCUUCCCUUGUUCCAUUGGCUAAAAGCUACAAGCGCCUCAGAUAUAAAAAGCUCCUAGAUGGAUUUUCAUAUAAUGCAAUGCAGCUGGACCCAUAUUUGGCAGCUACUGGAUGGGAUAGGAGGUCUAACAGUAAGCCCUUGGCACUUUAUUCUCUUGAAGCUGUCAAAAUGAGCUUCAUAGAUUUGAGCAACAAGAUGCCAUCACUGCUGUUUGGUACUGAAAUCUUCCCAUUUUCCUUUCAUGUGAAAUCAGCAUCCAGUUGCACAGUCGAGUCAUCCAGGACUUUUCCUGAGCACUGUGCUCCAUCGAGGCUUGCCUUAGCUGAGACCUCCCAGUGCUCAUCUCCACCUCCCAAGUGGACCUUUUCUUUUUUCAUGUCCCACGGAUGCCCUGGGAUGGCCACAUUCAGGGAAGACACUGGCUUCUCUAGUCAGACACGCACUCAGGCUCCUCCACAGACGACAGCUCCUCUCCGAGACUAUGGAGGCACUGCCAUAGUACAGACCAGAGCAGACUGCUCUGUCCUUGGCCUUCACACCCUUCUAGCACUUUGUUCACCAGGAUGUUACCGGAUCUGGACCAAAAAACGGAGCUCCUCCAAUCACAUGGCUGCCAUGCAGAGGUUCUUCCUGACCCAGUUUACACAGGGCUUACAAGGGUUAAGGUCUCCAGCCUCUGUAGCAGACAAGGUCUUCUGCUCUCUGCCCUACUCAGUGGGCCGAGUGCUGUCCAUUUGGAGCCAGCAUGGGCCCUCCUGUACCUUCCAAUUGCCAGCUCUUCAUUCUACUCACAGCAAGCAGCAGGGGAGCCUGACCGCCCUGAGCAGCCACACCACCAUACCAAAUGUGCCUCUUCCAGGCAUGGAAGCUAUCCACAACACCAACAGCAGUCACAUGAGGCCAGAGCCUGUGUUCCCUGCCUUGGUGCCAAAGUCUUGCUUGGUAACAGAGCCUGCUGUCAGCAAGCUCCUGCUGUCAGCCUCCGAGUUCCAGGUCCCGGGGUUUGAUGAGCUGGAUGAUGUGUCAGCAGCAUGCCCCCGACCACAGAGCAGCUCUGCAGAACAGAAAGAGGCCGAGCCAGAGAAGAGACCAAAGAAAGUCUCACAGAUUCGAAUCCGAAAAACCAUUCCUAAACCAGAUCCCAACCUUACCCCAAUGGGCCUGCCUCGGCCCAAAAGGUUAAAGAAGAAAGAGUUUAGUUUAGAAGAAAUAUAUACAAACAAGAAUUACAAGUCUCCUCCUGCAAACAGGUGUUUAGAGACCAUCUUUGAGGAACCCAAAGAAAGAAAUGGUACACUCAUCUCUGUCAGCCAGCAAAAAAGGAAGCGUGUUCUGGAAUUUCAGGAUUUUACCAUCCCCCGGAAGAGACGAGCUCGAGGUAAAGUGAAGCUGAUGGGCAGCUUCACGAGGGCCCAGAAGGCAGCCCUACAGACUCAAGAGCUGGAUGCGCUUUUGAUUCAGAAGCUGCUGGAACUGGAGACUUUCUUUGCCAAGGAGGAAGAGCAGGAGCAUUCAGCAGGCUGCUGAGAACACUGCAGGGUCUCCAUUUUGAAUCUUUUCAGACCUCCCUGGAAGAGGUUCCCUGAUUUUGCCCUAUGCCCAAACCACUCACAA
This is a messenger RNA of Phodopus roborovskii (desert hamster), 6381 nucleotides long. RefSeq names its product proline rich 14 like (gene Prr14l). Lineage: Eukaryota; Metazoa; Chordata; Mammalia; Rodentia; Cricetidae. The record is from RefSeq and is a predicted model, not a curated record. The transcript has 10 exons. Bases 220 to 6294 code for a protein of 2024 amino acids.